UCUGCUGUUUACUUUACAAAUAUGCAUGCUCAGAAAUGGUAGCUAAUGGAUUUUACUUAAUAUUUCAGCGUCAGUGUUAGCCACCGCUAACCCGCUAACAAACGUUAGCUUCAUCAUCGGGAGGGGGAGGCACUGAAACGACGGCCAUCACGGAGUUUUAAUGCUAGAUGAGUGAGGUGGGUGUGGCUUCCCACCAGCCCGACCAUCCUGACUGACGGAUCUCUGGAUGACCUUGUCCCAACCCCUGUCCCUGCGCUCACAUACACCACAGCAAUGUCACAUCUGCCCAGCAGCUCAGUCCGCGACCAUAUGAAAUGGGCGGGGCUGCUUGGCUGCGAAGCUGUCCUCUCCAGCAUGGCUUUGAUGCAGGCCAGCUCCAUGGCUGCUCCACCCAAAAAAAUGAUGGCUCCACUUGGCCAUGGACCACCGCAGAGAGACGGACCUGAUCGUGCUCCCCAGAGUCACAUGAUCCUCCCGUCUGGAAUGAGCUGUCCGCCCCUGCUUAUCCGGAAGGAAGGUGAAUACCAAGCUCCCCGCCUGCUGGACGAGAAGGAGAUGAGAGCCAAUGAGGACAUGCAGCAGAAAAAAAAGAACAGGAAAUCAGUAACGCCCUGUAAAGUGAGAGAACAAGAGGGAAGGGGAGGGAAGGGCACUGGAGGAGAUGAAAAUGGCCCAUCAUCCAAAGUGCAGAAAAACUUUAUUUGUGAUCACUGUUAUGGAGCAUUUAGGAGUGGAUACCACCUGAAGAGACAUAUCCUCAUUCAUACAGGGGAGAAGCCGUAUGCUUGUGCCGUAUGUGACAUGAGGUUUAUUCAGCGUUACCACCUGGAGAGACACAGCCUCAUUCACACGGGAGUGAAGCCGUACGCUUGUUCCAUGUGUGACAUGAGGUUUUUCCAGCGUUACCACUUGGAGAGACACAGACUCACUCAUACGGGGGUGAAGCCGUACGCUUGCUCCAUGUGUGACAUGAGGUUCUUCCAACGUUACCAUCUGGCAAGACACAGCCUCACUCAUACUGGGGUGAAGCCAUACGCUUGCUCCAUGUGUGACAUGAGGUUUUUCCAACGCUACCACUUGGCAAGACACAGCCUCACUCACACGGGGGUGAAGCCAUAUGCUUGCUCCAUGUGUGACAUGAGAUUUUUCCAACGCUACCACCUGGCAAGACACACUCUCACUCAUACGGGGGUGAAGCCAUACGCUUGCUCCAUGUGUGACAUGAGGUUCUUCCAGCGUUACCAUUUGGCAAGACACAGCCUCACUCAUACUGGAGUGAAGCCAUAUGCUUGUACCAUGUGUGACAUGAGGUUCAUACAGCGUUACCAACUGGAGAGACACAGUCUUACUCAUACAGGGGUGAAGCCGUACGCUUGCACCAUGUGUGACAAGAGGUUUUUUCAGCGCUACCACCUGGCGAGACACAGCCUCACUCAUAUGGGUGUGAAACCUUAUGCUUGCACCAUGUGUGACAUGAAGUUUUUUCAGCGUUACCACCUGGCGAGACACAGCCUCACUCAUACGGGUGUGAAACCUUAUGCUUGCACCAUGUGUGACAAGAGGUUUUUUCAGCGCUACCACCUGGCGAGACACAGCCUCACUCAUAUGGGUGUGAAACCUUUUGCUUGCACCAUGUGUGACAUGAGGUUUGUUCAGCGUUACCACCUGGCGAGACACAGCCUCACUCAUACGGGUGUGAAACCUUAUGCUUGCACCAUGUGUGACAAGAGGUUUUUUCAGCGCUACCACCUGGCGAGACACAGCCUCACUCAUAUGGGUGUGAAACCUUUUGCUUGCACCAUGUGUGACAUGAGGUUUGUUCAGCGUUACCACCUGGCGAGACACAGCCUCACUCAUACGGGGGUGAAGCCGUAUGCUUGUUCCAUGUGUGACAUGAGGUUUAUUCAGCGUAACCACCUGGAGAGACACAGCCUCACUCAUACGGGAGAGAAGCCAUUUGCUUGUGACAUGUGUGAUAUGAGGUUUAUCCAACGCUACCACCUUGAGAGACACAAGCGUGUCCAUAGUGGGGAGAAGCCUUACCAGUGUGAACGUUGCCAGCAGAACUUUUCACGGACAGACCGGCUGUUGCGGCAUCGGAGGCUGUGCCAGGGUCGCGGCGUAGCCAAAGUAGAGAACCAGCCAUGCUGCGACCCACGCCCAUACCCCCAAGAACCCCCUCCCGCACCCCCAACCUGGAGUCCCCUGCAUCCCCCUCCGGGCCGGCUGGCGGUCUGACAUUCCACCUUCUUCUACAGCCACAACACCGCCAGAGUCGGAACAAGCAACAGGGUUUCUUCUUCUCAGCUCUGGACAGAGUGACAU
Labrus mixtus (cuckoo wrasse) is the source of this 2325-nucleotide messenger RNA. It is a transcript of the gene znf740a, whose product is annotated as zinc finger protein 740a. Gene Ontology annotation, molecular function: RNA polymerase II cis-regulatory region sequence-specific DNA binding; DNA-binding transcription activator activity, RNA polymerase II-specific. The record is from RefSeq and is a predicted model, not a curated record. The coding region runs from base 274 to 2238 and encodes 654 amino acids. Gene Ontology annotation, cellular component: nucleus. The transcript has 21 exons. Gene Ontology annotation, biological process: regulation of transcription by RNA polymerase II. NCBI's taxonomy places the organism in Eukaryota, Metazoa, Chordata, Actinopteri, Labriformes, Labridae.